AUGGAGACUCCACUGGAGACUCCAAUGGAGACUGAGAGCCAGCAGGAUGCGGAGGCGGUUCCGGCGGUUCCGGCGGUUGCGAGUCAGGCCGAGGAACCUAAGGAUGUGGAGAUGGAGGUUGCUGAGGUUGUGGCCCCAGCUGCGCAGGCUCCAGAAGUGGAACAAAUUCCAGAGACUGGAAGGAAAGACGUCGUGGAGGUUGUUGAUGAUGACGAGGCGGCCGAGGCGGAAGCGAAAGAUGGGAGACACAAGAGGAAAGCAGAGCCCGAGGACCCACCGCAGGCCACCCCAGAUCCACCGCCCUCCGAACACAAGCUCUUAGCGGUGCGGAAUCUUCCAGAGUCGGCAUCACGCUUGGAGUGGUUCCAGCGACACACUUCUGCCGGCAAAGUGCUGCAGGUCUCUUUUUUCGGACCAAGAGGUUCUCGCUCUGCAGUCAUUGAAGCGGAAAGCCCCAGGGAUGCAACUGCAUUGGCAAAGGAGUUGAACGGCGCCUCAUUUGAAGGCCGCAACGCCAAGGCGGAGGUGAUCGAUGAGGAGGAGCGACGACGGCUUCUUCAAGAGCGACAUUUGGACAAGGCGAUCAGCAGAAGUGCUCACCGGAACCGCGGUGGCCGAUAUCCCAACGACCGCGGCCAUCCCAACGACCGGAACGGCAGGCAUGGCCUAGUUCUGCGGCCGCGCAGCCAACGAAGAAGAGGGGGGUCAAGAGAUGGCCGUGGUCGACGAUAUGGUGGUCAUGGUGGUCGGGGAGACCGACCAGGUGACCGAAGACACGAGCGAGGAGGACGAGGACGCCCAGAUCGAGGUGGCUAUGGCCCGCGUGACCGAGACCGAGAAAGAGAUCGUGGCGGCAACAGACGGGGCGGCCGUCGUCACCGCGACGACCGCGACCGCGGGGACCGCGGGGACCGUGGUGACCGUGGUGACCGUGGUCGGAUGGACCGCGACGACGGACGAAGAGACGGAGGGGAAGGUCGUCGCCGGCGACGCCCGGCGUCCAGACGAGAGGAACGCCAGGAAAGGCCACAGAGCAGGCGCCGUGGUGGUCGUGGUCGCGAUGAGCGACGACAGCGGAGUGAGGAUCCGCGUCAGGGCCGACGGCGGCCGCGGGAUCCCCGGGAUGCCCGGGAUGCCCGUCCCCGCUCCGACAGCCGCACGGCCAGAGACAGGGCUGAUGAGCCUCGAAAGCGUGCGCGUCCCGAGCAGAAGCCAAAAGAUGCUGAAAGCGAGCGCUCUGAGAGCGCUAGCAGUUCACCAGCUGAGAGGAAAGCCACAAAAGCCGAUGCCAACCGCCCCAAGCGGUCCACCACGGCGGAACGGCAAAGACGUCGGGAAGCCUUGGAAGCAGAGCGGAAGAGACGUCGGGAUAUCUUGGAAGCUAAGGUGAAGGAAAGCAUGUCUGCAGCAGGCGCUGCGUAUGCCGACGCGGAGGAAGCCAAAGAGCAAGCCACUGCGAAGAAGGAGGAUGUCUCUUCCACCAAGAAGGAAGCUGCUGAAAAGGCGGCUAAAGUCCAAAAACUCAAAAAGGAGAUAGAGCUCAAGAAGCAAGAGAUUGUUGCUCUGACCCAGCAGGCCAGGGAAAGCAAGGAGGACGCCGAACGCCUUCUGCGAGAGGCUGAGGUGAAAGGAGAAGCGGCGGUGCGCGCUCAGGCGUUGGCAGUCGAGAAAGAGAAAUUGUUUUCUGCGGCCAAAGCGAAGGGAGAUGAGGAUGCAGCCGCACUUGCAGAAUUUGACAAGAGAUACGGCAUGGGGCCCAAAGGUGGCGCAGCUCCUGAUGGAGGUUCGGAAGAAUCUUAUGAGGAUGAAAGUGAAGAGGACGAGGUGAAAGCAGGAGCGGCUGCGGGCUCUCAGAAAGAGAAGUUGCAUGCUCCGCCGAAAGCGAAGGGAGGUGAUGAUGCUGCACGGGCAGAACUGGACAAGAAAUAUGGUCCGGAAGAAUCUUAUGAGGAUGAAAGUGAAGAGGACGAGGUGAAAGCAGGAGCGGCGGCGGGCUCUCAGAAAGAGAAGUUGCAUGCUCCGCCGAAAGCGAAGGGAGGUGAUGAUGCUGCACGGGCAGAACUGGACAAGAAAUAUGGUCCGGAAGAAUCUUAUGAGGAUGAAAGUGAAGAGGACGAGGUGAAAGCAGGAGCGGCGGCGGGCUCUCAGGUGAAGAUCGCGAAGCGCUACGCGAAGAAAGGUUCCCUAAGAGGACACCCUAAGGGAGGUGAGGAUGCUGCAGCACGGGGCAUGGGGCCCAAAGGUGGCGUGGCUCCGGAUAGAGGUUCGGAAGCAUCUUAUGAGGAUGAAAGUGGCGAGGAAUAGAAAGUGGAGAACUUGCAGGAGAAGCGCUGAAAGCCGUGGCCAAACGCCGCCCCGUGAAGUCGCUGGAAAUGACCCCUCGGACGUGACGGAGGAAACUGGACGCACCUGCCAUGCGG
Messenger RNA from Cladocopium goreaui, 2420 nucleotides. NCBI's taxonomy places the organism in Eukaryota, Dinophyceae, Suessiales, Symbiodiniaceae. The record is from the annotation of a GenBank genome assembly.